Molecule: messenger RNA, 693 nt
Organism: Capronia epimyces CBS 606.96
Lineage: Eukaryota; Fungi; Ascomycota; Eurotiomycetes; Chaetothyriales; Herpotrichiellaceae
Exons: 1
Coding region: 1-693 (230 amino acids)
Biological process (GO): regulation of transcription by RNA polymerase II
Cellular component (GO): mediator complex; core mediator complex
Molecular function (GO): transcription coregulator activity
Source: RefSeq, a predicted model, not a curated record
AUGGCGGACCAGGAGCAACUGCAACAACUGCCUGAGGCGCCGUUUCCUGCACCACCUCCCUUCUGGAAACAUUUCACGGUUGCCAAUGAAGAGCAGCUGAAGAAGUCUGAAACCGCCGAAGGCUCACUACCUCUCCCUUUAGCAUAUCUGCGUCCUCCUCCUCCCCCUCCAGAUUCAGCAGAAUACUACACCACUUUCGGACAGAAGCAAGUUGUUGACCCUACGAGACCUUCGUCGCUCCCAAGAGACCAGCUCCUCUUCAACCCGGAUGACCCAAACCUGAACCAUGCGGUCAUUCUCAGUCGCCUCACCAAAUCUCUUCUACUCAAUUUUCUCGAGUUGACUAGCAUCCUUUCGCUCGAUCCUACAAAACACGCAGAGAAGAUGGAGGACAUCAGACAGCUUGUGCUCAAUAUUCAUGUGGUAAUCAACGUGUAUCGGCCGCAUCAAGCGCGUGAAAGCGUUAAAGAGUUGCUUGAAGCGGUCCUCGAAAACGGACAGAGGGAAAUAGAGGAAUGCGACAGACUCAAGGAGCGAGUGGACGAGUUCCUAGGCAAUGUGGGUGAACUCAAGACAACUAAUGUGGUCGAGGGUCCGACGCAGGAAGAUUCCGCAGCUCGACAGCUCUCUAAUGACGCGAAACUGGAAGAACAGCGACAACUGUGGAAGCUGAUUCAUGAGAUGGCUGAUUGA